AUGGAUUCCAAUCCAUCUACCCACAGCUCUAAAUUUGUUGAACUACUAAAUAGUCAACAAAGUAUCUCCUUCGGUAACUAUGAAGAUAGUCACGAAUUCUCUUCAUCACAACCUUUCUCUUCAUCACAACCUUUCUCUCUUCACACUCAAGGAACCGAAGAUGGUGGCGAGACAGCUUCAGAUCGUAGAGAGCGAAGGAAGUGGACGCCGCCUGAUGAUAUCUUGCUGAUCAGCUCGUGGUUAAACACGAGCAAAGAUCUUGUGGUUGGGAACGAACAAAAAUGUGGAACAUUUUGGAAAAGAGUUGCCGCAUACUUUGCGGCAAGUCCUCAGGUUGCUGGCUGCGAAGAGAGACAGUCUGCCCAUUGCAAGCAGCGUUGGCACAGGAUCAAUGACGUUGUCUCCAAGUUAUGUGGUGCGUAUGCAGCUGCUACCAGAGAGAAAGCUAGCGGCCAGAACGAGAAUGAUGUUGUGAAACAUGCUCAUUCAAUAUUCUACAACAACUACAAGAAGAAAUUUACUAUGGAACACGCUUGGAAUGAACUACGCAACGACCAGAAGUGGUCCGCCCUUAUGACUGCUAAAAAGGAUGUAAGCUCGAAGAAGAGGAAGUGUGAGGAUGGAGCUGAUUCAGAGACCUCUCAAGCUACAGAGAACAAGCGUCCCGCGGGUGUGAAGGCCUCAAAGGCAAGUGGUAAGAAGAAGGUGGUAGACGAGAAAAUUGUGGAUGAGUUUGAGACAAUGUGGACGAUCAAACAGCGGGAUUUGGCCGCUAAAGAGAAGCUGUCUAAGAUGAAAAUGCUUCAAAGUUGCUUGUUCUUGUCUGUUCUUGUUGUGAUGCAGCUUCUUGUAGUGUUCUUAGUGGAGUGCUCGCGUGAUGAAGAGUGGAGUUCAGGUCUUGUCGUCGAGUCUCUUGUACUCUUCUGUCACGAGAGUGGAUAG
Molecule: messenger RNA, 942 nt
Organism: Brassica napus (rape)
Lineage: Eukaryota; Viridiplantae; Streptophyta; Magnoliopsida; Brassicales; Brassicaceae
Product: glutathione S-transferase T2-like
Exons: 3
Coding region: 1-942 (313 amino acids)
Source: RefSeq, a predicted model, not a curated record